UGACCCAGUAAACAAUCAUGUCGGACAUGGCUCUUGUAAGGAUUUCGUGAAUCUUUCUGAUGCGCUUGACAAAAUGUAACCUUCACUAGUGAUGUAACGCGAAGAAAACUGAUUCAUACUGAUAAUGCGGACUAAGGCAUCAAUCUAAUAUCUAGCCAAAGAUUCAGUAUUAAACCCAGCCGGCUGGAGGUAGCCACAAUGGGUAACCUACUGAGGAAGAAGGGUGGCAGUGCACCCCUUGAUCGGGACUCUGCCUGGAAACAACAAAAUAAAGAAAUGCAAGAAAAUCCCAUGUACAAGUUUAUUAAUCUGGGCACAAGGGGUGGCACUCUUAUAGACGAAUAUCUAAAGCACAAUAAGAAAAAUGAGAGUGAUCCAAAGGCUUUUGAGGACCAUUUGGAGCAAGAAAUAGAACAUUACCUGUGCAAUAAAGGAGCAGGCAGGAAAGUUAGUCUGGUAGAGUGGGUGCGGUGGUGUGACAGAUGUAAAGCAAAAAUGACGGGAGGUUCACUGGUAGACAAUAGAAAAGAUGAGGAAGUUUUAGCUAACUACAAGGAGGAUGCUUUUAUUAAAUUUGAUGAACCUCACGAAAUUUGUUGGGAAUUGAACCUGCGGGGUGGUGUUGGUGAGAUGCCGCUUCACCUUGCGUUCCUCAUGGACAGUGUGCUGGCCACGGAGGUGGCUCACAUCAUGCUACAAAAGUAUCCCAAACUGGCACUGGACAUUUACGAGGGGGAGGAAUAUUACGGAGAGAGCUGUCUUCACAUAGCGAUAGUCCUGAAUGACUUCGAGUCGGUGCGACUGUUGGUAGAAUGUGGUGCCAAAAUAAACCAGCGCGCCUCUGGGAGGUUUUUUAUGCCAGAGGACCAGAAGGAAAGAAAAACAGCCAAUACAAAUUUUGAUGGCUAUGCAUACUAUGGUGAAUAUCCACUUGCCUUUGCUGCCAGUUUUGGUCACAAGAACAUCUAUGACUACCUAAUCAGUAAAGGUGCCGACCCAGAUGCUCAGGACUCAUUUGGGAAUACCACUCUACAUGUUAUUGUGGUCAACAACCAGCUGGGUAUGUACCAGUACGCAGUGCGGCAUCACGAGAGGAGAGCUAAUCCUUACAUCAAGAAUGAGCAGCAACUCACCCCUCUCACACUGGCCAGCAAACUGGGCAGACACAAGUUGUUCACAGAGAUUUUGGAGGAAUCAUCCAUAGAAAUGUGGCGUUACAGCAAUGUCACCUGUGCCUUGUAUCCUCUGCUGGACAUAGAUACAAUAAGCCCAACUGGAGACACAAACUGGAACUCUGCCCUGGUGUACAUCAUAGAAGGUCAGACAGACGAACAUCUGGAUAUGCUGGAGGGAGGAGUUAUAAGGCAACUUUUAGAUGAGAAAUGGAAGACCUUUGGCAGGAGAAUAUUCCUUGAGCGUCUCCUGUUAGCACUUGGCCAUGUGAUAAUCAUGAGUGCAGCUGUUUACCUGAGGCCAAAUGGACAGAAUCUACUUGGGUCCACAGACUGGGACUAUGUGCGCUACGCAUUAGAGAUAUUUACCUGUAUAAACUGCCUAGUCACAGUUGUCUUGUCACUUUCUGAGAUUCCAAAGCAGGGAAUUCUGGGGUUUUUGAAGAGCAUGAAAAACUCUCCUGCCCGGGCCAUAUUUACCUUGUCCAGUCUGUUGAUAUUACUCUGUAUUCCUUUCCGCCUCAUCAAUCAGAAGUGGAGUCAAGAUGCUGAGACGACACUAUUGAUUAUAGCUGUGCCUGGAACCUGGGCUGUGUUCUUGUUCUUUGCCAGAGUCUCUGCUUGGUCAGGUCCGAAUACAGUUAUGAUGUAUCGCAUGAUCAAAGGGGACGUGUUACGAUUUGGCAUCAUCUAUGCCAUUUUUGUAAUAACAUUCUCCCCAGCAUUCUAUUUCCUGUUUAAAGACAUCGAUGAUAAAAGUAUCAACACAUUUUACACGCCACACGGCACUGUGAUGUCACUGGUUCACAUGACCUUUGGAGAUUUUGAGUACUCAGAAUUUAAUGAUUCUCACCACAACAUCCUGACCAAGGCUGUGUUUUCUGUGUUCAUGUUGUUGGUUCCCAUCCUUCUUCUCAAUAUGUUGAUAGCAAUGAUGGGGAACACAUACCAGCAGGUCAUUUCCAAGUCUGAGAAGGAGUGGAGAAGACAGUGGGCACAGCUGGUAGUAGUUCUGGAGAGAGCCUACUCCAGUAAGAAGUUGAGGCUGCUCCAGCAGAAGUAUGCCACCAAUCUCUCGGCCCCGCCCAAGGGUUACGCCCCUCUCCAUAAGGACGAGGAACACAGGGGGGUGGUGGUGAUCAAAUUGGGGACCAAGACAAAGGCUAAGCAGAGAAAGGAGGCAAUAACAAACUGGAAGAAAUUAUUCAGCAAAGUGAAAAAGGCAGUGAGGGCCCACAAACUGGAAGGCAAAACAGGGCCUGUUUUCCCUGACCUUGAUGGUUCGGGUAUCUUCAAUGAUUCAAAUAACACAGCCCAGGCAUCUUGGAAGUCACCAGCACACUCUAUCAGGUCUAAUAAGGGUAUGAGUGAGGCGAUCAAACAGCUGGCUUGGGAGAAGGACAUUGACCUGACCCGGGGUUACACAUUUAUGAGGUCAGAGGAAGAAGGUCAAGGUCAGCAGAGGUCAAGUAAAGGUCAUCAUACAACAGAUAGGGCUCCUCUCUUACAAAAUACUGAUGAAGCUAAAGAGGACGACCAAUCUGGACUGAGUAAUGCAGGAGUAGAGGAUGCUUUGACUUCUCCUCUCACCACACCUAAAAGAAGGAAGAAAAAGAAGUCAGCACGGUCUGUGGCCAGUGCUAGCUUAGGGAAAGAGGGUGGAGCACAAGAAAAUAAUUAGCUCUGUCUUUUUCCAAUUAAGGCUUAUUAUCAAGUGGUUUGCAUAUUGCAACUGUGUAAAUAUGUAGAAUACUCACUACUACAUUGCCAAAAUCCAACAGUAAAAAACCACAAAGUUUUUUUUGUACAUGUACUAAUUAAUUGUAUGUACAUAUUUUUUGUAGUAAAAAGGUAUAUUUUUAUGUACAAGUACUGUUUAAAAAACAUAAAAUAGUACUUUUUAGGAUAACCUUUUAAGAGUUGGUAUAUACUAUUAUAUUAUAUGAGAGUUUUUUAGAAAUGUCUUUAUGCUAUGAAUGAUAUAUGUUUGGAAGAAUGAAAUGGGUGCCACUUGCUUAAAAGUGACAUAAGAGUAACAUUUUUGUACAUAACUAAAAAAUAUGAUAUUAUAAUAAUUUUUAUUUUAGUCACCUGAUUUCAUCAGGACUAACUGUGAUGUUUUAGAUAAUCUGUGAAAGUUUCCAUACUACAGAAAUAUUUUAUAAAGAAAUCAUGAACCAAAACUGUUGAUUCACCAAUUGUAGUAAGCUGUUCAACACUUUUCUCAUGGAGAAUUAGGAGAAAAAAAUUCAAAAAUUGAAGAUUUUGUGAUAUGAUUUAGCUACAGAGAAAUAAAUUAAAAAAUUGUCAGUAAUAAAAUGAGAGUGAAAAUAUUCUUUAAUAAGUUAUCAUUGUGAUGUGAAAGUGACAAACUCUGUGAGCCCUUUGGUUCAUUCUUAGUGCAAAUAGAACUGUGUAAACUGUGCCUAAGAGAUAUCUGUCAGACUUAUUUUUUGAUACAAUUCUUUCUUUAUACAGAUUUAGUUGUAAAAUGUUUGCAUAAUUACUUUAAGAAAUGGACCAAAAUCAAAUGUAAAAGUAAUGUAUCAAGAACAUAAACAUUAAGUGAGUACAUAAAUCAGUAUUAGGAAAUGCUGGUCAGAAUUUUUUGUCUUUCAGAAUUUUAGAUCUCACAUAUUUAAUGUUCGCUUUUGCAUACUCUUUUAUUUUAUACAUAUAUUUAUUCAUUUAGAAGUGAGUAGUAUGUACUGGACCAGAGUAUUAUCUCUUUUGUGAUAAAAAUGUCAUUAUACCGUCCAUUUAUCAAUGACUGAAUGAAGGCUUAAGGAAGAAAGAAAAGAGUUUCGUGUAGAAACCAGACACUCAAGCGAAAUUUAAAUCAUAUAUUAAGUUUUUCAUAAAAGAAAAACAAGGGUAUUACUCAGCAGAAUUGUUUGUUAAAUCUUUGUUGAGAUAGGAUAAAUAUAGGAGGCAGAAAUUUUAAGCCGCAGCUUAAAUCUUGGCAAACCUGAGAUAUAUUAGACUUUUGUUAUUUUAUGUACUUGUUAAAACUUCGAUCAGUUCUUAAACCAGGAAAUAAGUUCUUACAGUAGUCAUAUCAUAUUUAUGUCAUUUAUUGUUUAAGCUUGUAUGAGUGUGUGAAAGUUACAUACACCAAUUUAACAUGAUGGCACAUGCGGUCAGUGUAAAAUAAUUCAAAUGUAUGCUUUCUUUCCAUUUUACCACUGUAAAGGAACUGCUGUCAUCCUGCCUCUUUUAGAUUGAGGUUGUUAAAUACGCACAUUUGUCUUCUGGAAAACCAGCAUCAUCUCUCUUAUUGUGUAAGAUACCAGCAGUGUCCGGAUGCUAUAGAACAUGUACCUUGUAUAUAUAUAUCUGAUUGCAACUCAUUAUAUUUCAAAUUAUUUAAAA
Lingula anatina is the source of this 4544-nucleotide messenger RNA. Its product is annotated as transient receptor potential cation channel subfamily V member 6. Gene Ontology annotation, biological process: calcium ion import across plasma membrane. Gene Ontology annotation, cellular component: plasma membrane. Gene Ontology annotation, molecular function: protein binding; calcium channel activity. The record is from RefSeq and is a predicted model, not a curated record. Lineage: Eukaryota; Metazoa; Brachiopoda; Lingulata; Lingulida; Lingulidae.